Chenopodium quinoa (quinoa) is the source of this 3527-nucleotide messenger RNA. RefSeq lists its product as uncharacterized. The record is from RefSeq and is a predicted model, not a curated record. The coding region runs from base 809 to 3082 and encodes 757 amino acids. Lineage: Eukaryota; Viridiplantae; Streptophyta; Magnoliopsida; Caryophyllales; Amaranthaceae. The transcript has 5 exons.
UAAGAUGCAAAAGAGGAGUUAACACCAUCCAAGUGAUAUGAUUGGAAGUACCUAAACUGAAUAACAACAAUUUAAUUUAAUAUAUAAGGCCUUAAAUUAAUAAAUAGAUAGAGAAUAUCCAAAACAAUCCCAGCCUCCCAUGUAACCCUUACGCUUAAUUAUACUCCACUGCUUUAAACUGCUACAAAAAUACAAAGAAAAAUUCUGGUUAACUGUUACAGAUGUACAUUCAUAAUAAUACCAAAUUAAAUUCAGAUUCCUCUGGAGUAAAAAUAAAAUUAUGCUGCAAAAUAUUUCAGAAGUGUUCAUAAAGUUUCUCUGCUUCAUUACUCAGUAAGCUUCUUCUGCUUCAUUGGCUUGCAGGUGCAAAAAAAGGACCCUCAUUUCUGUAAUUUUGUGGGCCAAAAAACUUAAUUUUUUUUUUUGUGAUCUUACAAUUUUUAUGUCUUCUUCUGAGUUGUAGUUCUCAACCCCCCUUUCUCUCUCUAAAUCUCUAUCUUUCUCUCUCUAAAUUUUUUGCAUUCAAACCCCACUUUCUUCUUCUUCUUCCUUCAAUCUUCCUUUUUCUCUGUUGAAAAAAAAUCCCAGGAAUCAGAAGUUUCAAUCACCAUCUUAUUUAUUAGCUACUAUAAAAAGUUGGGUAUUUAAUUAAAAAUAUAAUAAAAUUCUGGGUGUUGAGAAAAUCACAUGAUUUGAGUGACUCUUAAGCUUCUUGCCAACCUUCACAGUUUUCAUCUGGGUUCUUGGGCUUUGUAAUUUGAUAGUUUGUGGGGUUUUGUUGGAGUGAUGCACAUUGAAGGUUACAACAAUGGCUACUUUAGUACCUGGGAUUUUGUUAAAGCUUUUACAGCAUAUGAACACAGAUGUUAAAGUUGCUGGUGAACAUAGGUCCUCUCUAUUGCAAGUUGUGAGCAUUGUUCCUGCAUUAGCAGGUGGUGAUUUAUUUCAAAACCAAGGGUUUUAUUUGAAGGUUUCGGAUUCGUCUCAUGCUACUUAUGUUGCACUUCCUGAUGAACAUGAUGAUCUAAUUCUUAGUGAUAAGAUUCAAUUGGGUCAAUACAUUCAUGUUGAUAGGCUUGAGGCUGCCUCCCCAGUCCCUAUUCUUCGAGGUGUGAGGCUGGUUCCCGGGAGGCAUCCUUGUGUUGGUACCCCGGAAGAUAUUGUAGCAACUCAUUCUUUAGGGUUCUUAAAUAAUUCUUCUCCAGGGUCAAAAACUAGUGACAAAUCGAAAUCAGCUGCAAAGUCAUUGUUUGGCAGUAAAGAGAAGGCUCCUCCUUCUAAAUUGAAUAGUUUUGGAAAAGAUGAGCAGGUAGAUAAGAAAGUGUCGAUUGCUCGAUCAAAGUCUAUAUCAUCGAAAACCUCUGUGAGUUCUGUGGAUAGGAAAGAGGCUUUGGGAAGGUUAAAGACUUCGGGUUCACAGUCUAUACCGUCAUCACCUACUAGUUGUUAUUCGCUUCCUACUUCAUUUGAGAAGUUUUCGAGUGGGGUCAAGCACCAGGCAAAGAUCAAGAGUGAUAGAGGGACUCCUAAGUUGGGUUUAAUGGAGAAGGUAUCUGCUAAAUUAGGACUGUCUGAGAAGUCCAGUUCUGCACGUGCAGCGAGUCCAGUGACUAAGAGGCAGCCUUCUGUGUCUACACCGAAGAAACUGGCUCAUGUAAUUGAUAUGGGACCGAAAGCAUUGAGGAGGAGUUGGGAAGGGAGCAUGGAGACAAAGAGUAGAGAUAACUUGAAAAUAAAAACUGGGAAGCCUGAUGCGAGCCCUGCAGCUCGUUGUACUUCUGUGCCUAAGAAAAAUCCAUCAGAUGAGCGGUCAUCAACCAAAGCAGAGAUUAAAGUCCAAAAGUCCUCGAAACUAUCAAAGGUGGAAGCUAAAGAUCAAACAUCUGCGAGAACUUUGACCUCUAAUGGAGCAAUAGAAGAUCUUGAUAGAUCAAGCAAACCGAGAAAUUCUAUUGGAAGGAAAUCAGUGGAUAAUAAUGCUAGCAAUGGGUUUCCAAACAAUUUGGUGAAGGUCUCUGCCGGUAGUAGGAAAUUGAUAGAUGCUAGUGUACUGUGGUCAUCUCUUCCUUCCUCUGUCACGAAGCUCGGAAAGGAAGUUCUGAAGCUUAGAGAUUCAGCACAAAUGGCUGCAAUAGAGGCAAUGCAAGAAGCUUCAGCCGCAGAGAGUAUACUUCGUUGCUUAAGUAAAUACUCCGAUUUAAGCUCAUCUGCCAAGGAAGAUGACCCACAACCAGCAGUGGAGCAAUUCUUGACUCUACACUCAAGCUUAAAGAGUGCCCUUCUCACAGUCAAUUCCCUGUCUAAACAUACACCAAUGGACUCAUCACCAGAUAGUCAAGAAGCCUUGUCUGAAGAAACACAAAAAAUAAUGUCAGAGAGGAGAAAACAGGCGGCCUCUUGGGUUAAUGCUGCCUUAGCCACAGAUCUAUCACCAUUCUCUGUAUAUAGUGAUCGACCAACAUUAACAUCGCUUCCAAUUUCCUCCCAGUCUCAGAAUCCCAAACAAAAUUCAGGAAAUCAAGCCUUUAUAGUUCUUGAAAAUGCAAGCAAGAAUGCAUCACCGAAGCCCAUAUCUAAACCUCGCUUAUCAGUUAGCUCUAAGACAUCUUCUCCUGGGACUCCACGUCGAGCUAGUGACCAGCUGUUAAUUAGCCAAAAGGCUCGUGCCCCGCCACCUCCUCCAGAGUGGGACCGAGGAAAUGGGCUUGAUGAGUACGUGGACUUGGCUGAGAAACUUCAGUCUGAGUCACAGAAUUGGUUCUUGGGGUUUGUGGAGCGUUUUUUGGAUGCUGAUGUGGACUCUUCUGCAUUGUCAGACAAUGGUCAAAUAGCUGGCAUGCUUACUCAGCUGAAGAGUGUCAAUGAUUGGUUGGAUGAGAUAGGUGGAGGCUCAGCCAAGGACGAGGAGCAGGAAGAAGAGGAAGAAGACGUGGCUCGUGUAUCAGGUGAAACAAUUGAUAGGUUGAGAAAGAAGAUAUAUGAGUAUCUUCUAACACAUGUCGAGUCAGCUGCUGCUGCGCUUGGUGGUGGUUCACAAACACUCCCACCUGUUCGAACCACAGAAACUAAAGGAAGAAGAUAACCAUUUUUAUUUUUUCAGAUUUGGUUGGAACAAAGUUCCCAAGUUCAGCUAAGAUGCAGAAAUACUGAUAUAAUUGCUCCCCUAGCCAUCUUUUAUGUGCAGAAAUUUUCCCUUCUUUUUUCUGUAUAGUAAUCACCCCUUCGAAAAUCAAGGUAUACAUGAAGUUUGUGGUCGUCUAUGGUGUUGAAACGGGUAGUUUAGGUCAGGUUUACGGCUUCUAUGGGCUUUAUUUUGUGGAAUUUGUAUGCCCAUUUGUACACUGAAAAUAGUUUCAAGGAGAAAAUUAGAAAGCUUGUUUCUCCAAAUUCAAGCCUCUCCUGUAUUGGUUCUGCUAGUAAUUUGGUAGAUUGUUAGAAUUUCAUUUUAGAUUGCAGAAAGAGUGCAUAUAUUGAAUUGAUUGGAUAUAUAUUAAUUUUAUCAAUGAAUAUUCUCCAAAUUACAUGCA